Molecule: messenger RNA, 380 nt
Organism: Malurus melanocephalus (red-backed fairy wren)
Lineage: Eukaryota; Metazoa; Chordata; Aves; Passeriformes; Maluridae
Product: proteasome subunit beta type-5-like
Exons: 2
Cellular component (GO): proteasome core complex
Source: RefSeq, a predicted model, not a curated record
CCCCCUCAGCCUCUCCCGCUCCCAAAAUGGCGCUGCUCAGCGUCCUCCGCUCGGAUCUUCCAAAAUCCUUUUUAGGGCUCCCAAAAACUUUUCCCGACGAUUCCGAGGAAUUUUCCCAAAUCCUUCGGGACCCCCCGGGACCUCCGCGGUUUUUGGCGGCUCCUCCGUGGGGUUUUGAAGCGGCUCCGGAUGGUCCCGGUUUGGCGAUGCUUCACGGCACCACAACUUUGGCUUUUAAGACCCCUCACGGCGUCACCGUUGCCGUCGAUUCCCGCGCCACGGCCGGUUCCUACAUCGCCUCCCAAUCCGUGCUCAAAGUUUUGAGGAUAAAUUCCCGAAUUUUGGGCACCAUGGCCGGCGGCGCCGCCGAUUGCUCCUUC